Molecule: messenger RNA, 465 nt
Organism: Trypanosoma theileri
Lineage: Eukaryota; Euglenozoa; Kinetoplastea; Trypanosomatida; Trypanosomatidae
Exons: 1
Source: RefSeq, a predicted model, not a curated record
UUGCCAAAGUGGAAAAAGCAUUUUGAUCAUGAUCCUAAUCUUGAUGUACCCGAUCUUAAUCGAUUUAACAGAACCCGUGAGGUGUACCUUCGUAUGGCCCAAGUAAUGCUUGCGGGUGGGGAACGUGAUAGUUUUCAACACUUUUACACUAAACUGGAGGAAGCCAUGUUGUCUACACCGACACCAGUGCCAGAACCACCAAACCCACAUCUUGUAAGACGUCCACAGUGGUCUCCCUAUGAGCACUGUAAAUCUGUGCAUCAUUCACCAUGGCGAGUAGAGAAUAAUGGUCGAGCCAUGGCCCUUGGUCCAUCUAAUACGACUGAAGAUGAAAUGCAAAGUCGUUUCUUUUCUAAUGAUCAAUUCUUGGUGCAUGCCGCGAAGGAGGUUUUACGAGUUGUACUACAAGAACACCGUCGUGCUCAUCCUGAUGCAUGUAGUAGAGGAGAUAAUGAAGCCUUUUUU